Messenger RNA from Microthlaspi erraticum, 321 nucleotides. NCBI's taxonomy places the organism in Eukaryota, Viridiplantae, Streptophyta, Magnoliopsida, Brassicales, Brassicaceae. The record is from the annotation of a GenBank genome assembly.
AUGGCCGAUGGAGUGAAAUUUGGCCGAUCGCGAGCAAGUAAAAUGGCCGACAAUCCAAAUCACGGCAUUUACCGCGGCCACCGGCUCAAAUCACCUCCAUCAAGCCUCCACAUCGCAUCUAAAGAAGAAAAUCCAGAUUGGAACGAGCAGAAUUGGAGAAGACCGACGGAAGACGUUCCCGGAGCCAAUUUGAAAAUUUUCAAAGGAGAUCUCAAACCACUCGUUCAAACGACCCCAAACUUCACCAGUCGCCAUAUUAUACAAUAUUGGUCGACGAAAUUUCAAGAUAGGUCGAGGAAAUCUUCACGGUUCGAGCUGUAG